Galeopterus variegatus (Sunda flying lemur) is the source of this 1435-nucleotide messenger RNA. It is a transcript of the gene CEP43, whose product is annotated as FGFR1 oncogene partner. Gene Ontology annotation, cellular component: centrosome. Gene Ontology annotation, biological process: microtubule anchoring. Gene Ontology annotation, molecular function: protein binding. Bases 1 to 1386 code for a protein of 461 amino acids. NCBI's taxonomy places the organism in Eukaryota, Metazoa, Chordata, Mammalia, Dermoptera, Cynocephalidae. The record is from RefSeq and is a predicted model, not a curated record. The transcript is spliced from 13 exons.
AUGCCGGCGUCCCGGGAGGACAGCAGCGCUGCGGCGCGGGCGCCUUCACUGCAGGAGAAGGCGGGUUCCACGACCUGUGCCGAGGCCGCUUCUCCCCGGCCCGCCCUGCCCCGUUCCCGCACGCCCGCGGCCGCCGGGAGCUCGAGGCCGGCGGCUCCUCCGUCUGGUCGGCACGGUUCUACCCGUAACACAGCUAUGCUCACAACGGAACCUCGGCCGCCACAUACCACAGCGGCCGGCGGCGCGGAGCCCCGGAGCCGCGGAGCCCCGGAACCCCGGAACCUCGGAGCUGAACUCCGAGCCGCUGUAUUUUUAGCAUUAGAGGAACAAGAAAAAGUAGAGAACAAAGCUCCUUUAGUCAAUGAGAGCCUGAAAAAGUUUUUAAAUACAAGAGAUGGUCGUUUAGUGGCUAGUCUUGUUGCAGAAUUUCUUCAGUUUUUUAACCUUGACUUUACCUUGGCUGUUUUUCAACCUGAAACUAGCACAUUUCAAGGUCUUGAAGGUCGAGAGCAUUUAGCCCGAGAUUUAGGUAUUAUUGAAGCAGAAGGUACUGUGGGUGGACCCUUAUUAUUAGAAGUGAUCAGACGCUGUCAACAGAAAGAAAAAGGGCCAGCCAGUGGGGAAGGUGCACUAGAUCUAUCUGAUGUACAUUCUCCACCAAGGUCACCAGAAGGAAAAACAAGUGCACACACAGCACCAAGUAAGAUACCAAGGUAUAAAGGACAAGGUAAGAAGAAGCCAAGCGGGCAGAAGUCUGGUGACAAGAAGGCCAACACUGAGGCCAGCCAGAGUGAUACAAGUGUUUCCUCAUCAGAACCAAAGAGCAAAAGUAGUCUUCACUUACUGGCCCAUGAAACAAAAAUUGGGUCUUUCUUAAGCAACAAAACUUUGGAUGGCAAAGACAAAGCUGGCCUUUGUUCAGAUGAAGAUGAUAUGGAAGGAGAUUCUUUUUUUGAUGAUCCCUUACCUAAACCAGAAAAAACUUAUGGGUGGAGAAGUGAACCUAGGAAGCAAGUGGGAAGCCUGGCAGCGCUCUCGGAUGCGCCCCCCUUAAAGAGUGGACUCAGCUCCCUGGCGGGAGCCCCCUCAUUAAAAGACUCUGAGAGUAAAAGGGGAAACACAGUUUUGAAAGAUCUGAAAUUGGUCAAUGAAAAAAUCGGAUCACUUGGAUUAGGUACUGGAGAAGAAGAUGACUAUGUCGAUGAUUUUAAUAGUACCAGCCAUCGUUCAGAAAAAAGUGAGAUAAGUAUUGGUGAAGAGAUUGAAGAAGACCUUUCUGUGGACAUAGAUGACAUCAAUACCAGUGAUAAACUUGAUGACCUCACACAAGACCUGACUGUGUCCCAGCUCAGUGAUGUUGCAGAUUAUCUGGAAGAUGUUGCAUAGAUGUGAAGAAGAAAAUAUUCUAGUUAACAAAGGACAAAGGACUGAUCAG